Amoebophrya sp. A120 is the source of this 6376-nucleotide messenger RNA. The record is from the annotation of a GenBank genome assembly. Lineage: Eukaryota; Dinophyceae; Syndiniales; Amoebophryaceae.
AUUUUAGAAAUAAAUUCAUGCUCAUCGCGAUUCUUCGUAAUCCUAGAGAGAUGCCACAGUCACAACCGCUUAGGUCUUGUGUUCACAAUUUCUGCGCUGGGCGAAAUCAGUUGCUUUGCUCCACUUAGGUAAUUCAUAGCGCGUACGAUCAAUAUUAGCACCACAACUUGAUAUAACGAACAAAUUGAAACUCGCAGCACACAACCGUACACACAUGAAUAGUCGAGGACGCAUUGCCCCUCACGGUAAUUUUUCAACUCACGUAAGUAUAUAAAGUACCCUAUUGACGGCGCGCAUACCCUAAUAGUACCAGGAUGAAACAGAACGACCAGAGCCCACCUUUAACUUUUCAUGUUUGUAAACGUUGUCAAUGAGAACCGCCUUGUUUUUGAUUUUGACCAACUCCACGGUUUUGUUUUAUCGUUUUCCCGAAUUCUGAGGACAGAACUUUCACAUUAGGUCCUCCGUAAAAAUGGUCGCGCUUUUACUUUUACCUCAAUUCUGAAACUGAAACCAUCACACUGGCUCUGGACACGACGCCAGCCGCGCUUUCAUCUACCACAAAGAAAUAGAAGUAGUCAGCUGGUUCAAGAACUUCAAGCCUAUAGUACUAGCGUUAGUAUAUGUAAGUGACAAAAAUUCGACGCGGAGAGAACGUAGAAUUUAUUUUGAAGAAGUAUUUCAUCUAAAUAGACUGAUAAGAUGUACGCUCCCUCGGAAAAAGGCAAGGGGAAGCACAAGGGCGGCAAGGGCGAUUUCGUCUCCACCAGGGGGCUCGGCGAGGAUGAGCAUCUGUAUGUGGAACGACGGUUGAAGCUCUACGUCGGAGGGUUACCAAACUGGAUCGAUGACCAUUCGGUACUGAUAGUGUUUUUGUGAGGUAAAAUAUAAGUAUCGUAGUGAGUGUGAAAGAAUGAGGCCGCAGCUACGUUUGUUGGUGGACACAAUUCAUCUACAGAAAGCUAUAUUAAGUAUCUACUUUGCCAUCAAUCUUUCCUCGCACAACAAUUCCAACGCAGCUUCAGCAGCACUUUGGCAAAUACGGCCCGCUCGUGGAAGCGACUUUGUGCCGGAAGGAGGGAAAGUUUCCCUUCGCUUUCAUCACCUACAAGCAAGCGGCAGACGCGGACGCCGCUUUCUUAUGGAUUGUAAAAAUGUCUGGGUCUGGAAACUUGUGAUGCUGGGUGGCGUCUCAUGAUGAGGCUACAAAUGCUGGCUCAGCAUGACAAGUUUCUGAGCUCCUAGGUGUUGCCUAUUCUGCAUGACAAACAGCGUUUCUGCAUGACAGAAAAAUGGGGUUCUUGGGUAAGGUGCAUGACAGAUUUAAGAGCCAUGCCAGACAAGCAUGACAAACAUGAAUUCUUCCAGACCCAGACAUUUUUGCAAUCCAUAUUUCUUAGACGGACACAAUUUCCCCGGACUGGAACCGCCGCAGCACCUGAUAUGACAGUGCACCACUCCCCCUCCCUCUCAUUUCUUGUCAUGCAAAAUCCCAAAUCCAGUCGCUGCCCUGUGGCACUGUUUGCAUGACAAAUUUCGAAAGCCCAAACAGUACUACAGUAGGCACACAAAUUUGUCAUGCACAGGCUCCAGGGUCGCUGGCGUUUGUAUUGCUGUUCAUGCAAUACAAAUGAGUGGGAGGGGGAGUUGUGCCCUGUCAUACCUGACGCUCCGGUAUCAGAGUGAGAAAGACGUGAAGGACAAGCUGAAAACCGAAGAGGAGCUCUAUCCCUUCUUGCGGUCGCCCGAUCCGGCGAAAAUUUUCGUUGGCUACGUGCAGGAAUGGCACACGGAGGACGAAUUGGGAAAAUUCUUCUCGCAAUGGGGUAAGUACUUUUUAAACAUGAAGAUUGGAAUGAGUUUUGCUGGAGGAUAUUAUAAACGAUGCUAUGCACACAGACACAGCCUGACAAUUAUGUCGCACAUGACUUAUUUCCAUUUCAAUUUUGGGACACAAAAAGAAAAACGAAACCAACUCAGGGAUGGUACUCUUAGUGGAGCGGGCGGGACACCAGCUGAAGGGCGAUGGAAAGGGGGGAAAGCAGAAAAGUCGAGGCUUCGCAUUCAUCCACUAUGCGUCAAGAGAAGCAGCAAUCAGAAUAUUCUUGGAGGUAAUGGAAUGAUCAUGAUCAACAACUAGUUCUAGUAAUUGAAGACCACGCUGCCAUGCCAAUAUGUUGCUGAUUUUCUUACUGCAAAGUGGUGUCAUGGGUACUUACUACAUUUCCAUUUGUGAUCCUCGGUUAUUUUUUUUUCACGAAGAAACCUCAAAACUGAAACUUCCCUCAUCUAUCUGUGCAUUUUUUCUGAAUCAAACCAUCCGACCCACCAUCCGAACAUGUUAUAACAGAAAGACAACACGGUCUAUCUCCGCGGGUCCAACCUACUGCUAAAAACCGCGGAAACCAGUCAUAAGGCAUAUCACAAUGAAAAAUGCCCCCACCCCCGAAUUUGGGAGCAUUUGUAUUGCAAACCUUUCCAAAUGAAACAUUCGCCCUCUUGCAUCUAUCAGCGUCACAGAUUUCCGAUCGUGAAUAGCAGAAAUUUGUAUUGCAAAAGAUCCCAGCAAGAGCGACGCUUGUCAUGCAAGCAAUGCUAUAUACGCCCAGACUCUGCAUCACAAAGAUUCAUAUUCCUUUGAUGCAUGACAAAAGGUUUUCAUUUGGAAACCUCGCAUCACAACUUUUGGGGUGGGUGCAUUUUUCAUGGUCAUAAGGCACCGAUGGACGAGGCAAAAAGGCAGGAGAUGGUCAUGCGCGCACUGGGAAGACACGCCAUUGAGCGAGGAUUGGCAUUAUCAAAUGUAAAAAUGUCUGGGUCUAGAAGAAUCCAACUUGUCAUCCUGAUUUUGGAUUCUAAAAAAAUCUGUAUUGCAUGAGCAGCAAAGAGAGUCCAAGUUUUGCUACACGGAAAGAGCAUUUGUCAUGCGGUAUAGGCAUCAGGAAGCCCUCACAAAAUUUGUGAUGCUAGGGCAUGCAUCACAGACAUCAGGAGUCAUGCAAAAUGUGCAUGACAAACCUGGCAAUCUUCCAGACCCAGACAUUUUUACAUUUGAUAAGCACCGCCGGUCGCGCCGAUGCCGGUAGUGGCGGCACCACCACCGGGCGUGAACUAUAGCGUAAGCACAUAAUUUUUUUAUACUAUAAUAUGGUUCCCUGACUGGUGUUUUGGUAAAAAGUAGCUGUGUUCCUGCGUAGAAGCAGGCGUGUGGUCUACUUUUUGAACUACAACUGGGCUGUUGAUGUGAAUGUUGACGAACAAUGUUAAUGUAGCAGUAGCUAUCAGUACUGUGACCGUCGCAAAAAAAAAAACAGGCCCCGCCGGCCUAUGUGGACCCGCAUGCUGGGUAUUACGCACAACAACCGCAGUACGCAGCGCAGCCGCAGUACGCCCAGCCCCAGGUGGUGUACUAUGCCGACCCGAACGCGCAGUAUGCGGCCGCGCCCCCGCCAGCGCCACCCCAGUAUGCGGCGCCCCCACCGCAGUAUGCCCACGAUCCCAAUGCCCCCCCACCGCAGUACCACUACGCGGCCCCCGCGGCGCCGCCACCCGGCGGCCAGCCGCCGCCGGUGCAGUACCAGUACCACGCCGCUCCGCCACCGCAGCAUGCCGGUGCUCCACCGCAACAUGCCGGUGCUCCACCCGCACAACAACACCAUCAACAUGCGCCGCCGCCCGCGGGAGCACACCAACAUGCGCCACCGCCGCAGCACGCCCCGCAGCACCACCAGCACCAGCAGCCGCAGCAUUACGCACAGGCGCCGCCGCCGCAGCAGCACGCGCAACAACCACCUCCGGUCGCGCAGGAACCAAAUUACGGAGCGGGCUUUGGGGAAUCAUACCAGUAUCACACACAGCCGCCACCGGCUGGGCAAGCGCCACCGCCGGCAGCAGGAAGUGCGCCAGCGGGACACGCACCUCCGCAGGGUCAGCACCACCAACCGCCGCCAGGGCAGGGGGGACAACCGGUACUAUAAUGGGUGACAUGAUAUGUUGAUUUUUACUCUGAUCUGAAUUUUAAAUUGAUUUCUGAAUUGUUUCGAAAAAUACAACAAAUGCUUUUGGUUCUUGCACUGAUUAUUUUUGAACAAAAUUGCAAACAAAAUCACAGCAAUAUGUCGAGUAUGCGCCGGCACCGCAGCAGCCGCAGGCACCGCAGCAGAGAUAUGCUCCGUAUUAAAGCAAAAAAACAGUCAAUGUACAACCUCUUUUUACAUCACAAUCGCCGUGGAAAAUUACUACACGAAAUAAGAAAACCGUUGCAAGUCAGAUGCAUGAGCAGCCUGGCUCUGGUGACGCUGUUAAACUUUAUAUCCGCGAGAAGAUGCAUGUGCAUCGCAGCACACGACCCUCCUGCUCCGGAAUGGCGGCUGCGACUGCACAGGACUUCUAGUGCAGCAGCUCAUUCUCGCACUUGAAAGGCUCUAUGAGAAUCGUGAUAUAAUUACCACCAUCAAUUUCAAGUGUAACAAUUUUUUACGCCCACUUGUUCGUGAGACGCACACGGAAUGUCUUUCAUCUCCUGUGUCUAUUCAUAGGUCGAAAACAGCAGCAGACUUUGGUUUUCGUAUGCUUCCACCUACUAGAUGACCACCGAGAAAAGGUAGAACAUUCAACACUUAAACACAUCACGGCGCUGUGGUCGCUCUAGGCACUUUCUGACGAGACACGAAUCGACCUUGCUGCCCUAUACUUAUACAAAACCCUCCUGUGUUCACUUAUUUUUUCCUACGCCCUGUACCGCCACGUACUACGUGCUAGUCUUCUCUAUGAAUGCAUCUAUGAAUUUGAAUGUACAUUGAGGGGACCAUAAUAGAUUCUGAAUCUGAUUGUGAUCAUGCCAAUGGCCCCCACACUGGAUGUGCCAGUCUAAUUUUCGUAUAUUCCCUUUAUACGCUUGUAUCUGUAUGUAUCACCGCCAAUCAAUGCCGAGAUUGAGAUGUCUUCGCUGUAAUCGCACAUGACGACCGUACGAGAAAUUAUUUCUUCAAAUGUACCUCUAUCUAGUAGUACGUAUUUUGGUCCUGACCCUCAUCGCGUCGUCGCCUUUUCAAACGCAACACGCAAAACCGUUCUAGUGGCGUUUCGGAGAUAUCUUUUCGUUUUUUCGCACAUAUAUUUCAAGCGAUCGAUGGAAAUUACAACGCACAUGAAAACAAGCAAAUUUUGGUUGUGCUCUAAAUAAUUCUUGAAAAUAAAUCCCUUGAUGAAUUCUUUUAGCGUAGAAAUGUGAAAAUGAUCUAGUAGUAGCAGUAUCCUUGUUUCGAAUAGUUUUGCGUUUGCUUCGAGCAAAAACUAAAUGAGUCUUAAAGUUGCCUUCAGAUUUUCUUGCCUUUGGCCCCUUCUUCCUAGGUCAUCUUAUCGGAGCAACCUCCAUACCGCGACCUCUAUACGACGCAAAAUUUACGCCGCACACUUCUCUCCUAGACGACGGACUAUAUCCUCUUCGCGGUUUUUGGGCAAGCCAAGGAAGACAAUGACUGCAGAGCUGAUAAGGAGCUUCCCCAUUCCACUAUCACCUGGAGUCCUUUGGUCGUAAAAAAGUUCUCAAUCCGGCCAGAGGCGGCCGAUUCUUUUAAUAUUGUCCUACAUUUCGCAGUUAUGAGCUCAAGUUGAUGUCUUUCCGACUUUUAUUCAUUUUCGACCGCAGAUUUUGCAACACUUGUUUCCCGGUAGACAACUACGUAGAAAAGUUUUCUUCUAAGUGCCGAGUUUAUAAUCCGAGAAGCAGUGGCGUUGUGCGGAAAAGUGACAAGACGGGAGUUGCGCUUGCGGUCGGUUUGGCGAGGAACCAAGCAGACGCGGCGUGGUGGACUGCGGGUGACCGAUCUUGUGAGCGAGCUGUCCUUUGUUCCGGCGGCCGAAACGAAGAAGCUUCUACACCAUGAUCCCCGAUUUUCGUUGUGGUGCUGUGCCCAACGUGAUGGUGGUAACAAUCAGUGGCGAGGAAAGUGUGCAAUGUGCAAAUAAAGCCAACAAAUUGGUCCCGCUAUUCCACGAAUUCAUCCUGAUGCCGCUUCGAACCUCAUAGAUCGGACACCAAGGCGAGGAGAACGAUAACUUUUUCGCAUAUGAUAGUAUUGUGCUGUGCCUAGUUUCUUUCAUGCUUUUUUUCGCUUCUUUGUCUUAUGGUGAUCAUCUCUAUCAAAUUUAUUCGUAUCCCGGACGCGCUGACGCGUUGGUAUCUAUUCCGACAAGAUCCACGAAGUACAAGAAGUCAGAUCGCACAACGAAAAGAAGGAGCAGAGUUUUGUCCUCAAGCGAGGAGACGCGCGAGCGACCUUUCGCGGAUGUCGCUCCACGUGUUGCGCCCCUUCCAUUGUGCGUGUCCUGAGGGCAGGGCGUUUUUACAUUGGCCAAGAGCCAUCAAUGGCAC